UUUCCCCGAAACUCCCCUUCUUUUUUACUCGGCUUGCGCUAGUAAACUUUUUGUCCGCUCACUCUCUCCUCCACCCUCCACCCACUUUCCUCCCCAACCAAAAUUCAGCUCAAAUGCUCUCCAAAUAAAUCCCCAAACACAAAUUCAAAACUCCCCAAAUCGAAAUUCUCUCUCUCUCUACCUUCUCGUUUUCUCUCCGCACCUUAUCCUCUCUCCCUCCUCCACAACUACUCUUACGUCACUAAGACGGUAUCGCUCACAUGACGGACUAUCGGAUACCGCCGACGAUGAAUCUUUGGACGGACGACAACGCGUCGCUGAUGGAGGCCUUUAUGAGCUCAUCCGAUCUGACGUCGUUUUGGGCGGCGCCAUCGGCCCAGCCCACGCCUCAACCCGCUCACCCCCAAGCCCAGCCUCAGUCGUCAGCCUCCACUUCAGACUACCCGAAGGCGGCUGCUGUCGCGCCAUCUCAGCCGUCCAUCACGCCCUUCAACCAGGAGACCCUCAUGCAGCGCCUCCAGGCCCUCAUCGAAGGCGCCCGCGAGAGCUGGACCUACGCCAUCUUCUGGCAGUCCUCGUACGACUACUCCGGCGGCACCGUUCUCGGGUGGGGUGAAGGGUUUUACAAGGACGAGAGGGACAAAGGCAAGGCGAAGGCCAAAACGACGACGUCCGCCGCCGACCAGGAGUACAGGAAAAAAGUCCUCCGCGAGCUCAACUCCUUGAUUUCCGGGGCCGACACGUCAGCAGACGACGCAGUAGUGGAUCAGGAGGUGACCGAUACCGAGUGGUUCUUCCUGGUCUCGAUGACUCAGUCGUUCGUCCCCGGCGGCGGGCUUCCGGGUCAGGCCUUCUUUCACUCGACCCCGGUCUGGGUUGCUGGACCGGACCGGCUGGCGGCGUCCCCGUGCGAGCGGGCGAGACAGGGCCAGGCGUUUGGGCUGCAGACUCUGGUUUGCGUUCCGACGGCAAAUGGGGUGGUUGAGCUGGGCUCGACGGAGCUCAUCUACCAGAGCUCGGAUCUGACAAACAAAGUCCGGGUUUUGUUCAAUUUCAACAAUUUGGAAGUGGGUUCGUGGCCUAUGAGCGGCGGCGGUGCCGAUCAGGGAGAAAACGACCCGUCGUCGCUCUGGAUUAACGAUCCGUCGUCCACCACCAUCGAAGUCAAGGACCCGGUGAACAUGACUCCCGUUACUUCGGCACCCACCAGCACCAGCACACAGCCCGUCUCGAAGCCAAUUCAGUUCGAAAGCCACCAGCCGAGUUCCAGUAGCUUAUCGGAGAACCCGAGCGCGAUUCAAUUACAACAAUCGCAGCAGCAAGUACAGCAGCAGACGCAAAGCUUCUUCACCAGGGAGCUCAAUUUUUCCGAUUAUGGUUACGACGGGAGCAGCGUGAAGAACUCCAAUUCCAAUUCGUUGAAGCCUGAAUCGGGGGAGAUUUUGAGUUUCGGUGAGAGCAAGAGGAGCUCUUACAGCGCCAAUGGAAAAUUGUUUUCGGGGCACUCCCAAAUUGCCGCCGCCGAGGAUAACAACAGCAAGAAGAAGAGGUCGCCGCCCUCUCGCGGCAGCAACGACGAGGGGAUCUUGUCGUUUAGCUCGGGGGUGAUUUUGCCGUCCAGUGGUGUCGUGAAAUCGGGCGGCGGUGGCGCCGCCGAUUCGGACCACUCCGACCUUGAAGCCUCGGUGGUUCGGGAGACUGAUAGUAGCCGGGUUGUGGACCCAGAAAAACGACCGAGAAAACGGGGUCGUAAACCGGCCAACGGGAGAGAAGAACCCCUGAACCACGUUGAAGCAGAGAGGCAAAGAAGAGAGAAGCUUAACCAGAGAUUCUAUGCUCUCCGAGCGGUGGUACCAAACGUGUCGAAAAUGGACAAGGCAUCGCUUCUGGGCGAUGCCAUAUCGUAUAUCAACGAGCUGAAGGCGAAGCUGCAGACAGUGGAGAGCGAUAAGGAGGAUUUGCAGAAGCAAUUGGAGUCGAUGAACCAGGACUUGGGUUGUAAAGACUCGAGUUCUCUGUCAGACCAAGACCUCAAAAUGUCUAAACACCAAGCUAGUAGUAAAUUGAUAGACUUGGAUAUUGAUGUGAAGAUAAUCGGAUGGGACGCCAUGAUUCGAAUUCAGUGUUGCAAGAAGAACCACCCUGCAGCCAGAUUAAUGGCUUCUCUCAAAGAGCUUGAUUUGGAUGUACACCAUGCCAGCAUUUCUGUAGUCAAUGAUUUGAUGAUACAACAAGCCACUGUGAAAAUGGGCAGCCGAAUUUACACUCAGGAUCAGCUCAGGUUAGCUCUUUCAUCGAAAAUCGGCGACUCCCGGUAAGAAAAAUGGGAACCAGGGGUGAGGAGAAACAGAGAGUUUGUUUUGGAUUUCAAUGGUGGUUCAGGGCUUUUGGGACAUUUUAAGGCUCCCGACAAAGCAGCGAGCUCUGUUAGAUACUGGUUCCACGCGUUUCUCAUGUCUUCUUGGGUAGCAUUUUGUUUUAGUAUAGAUUGAGUUUGAGGAGCUGAAACAAUUUUAUUAGGUCCAAAACUACAUGGCUCCCUCCCCUUUCAGUGAAAAUAGCUAUAUUUUUUUGUUCUGUUUUUUGGUGUCAAUUUUCUGUCUUUCUUCUUUGUGUAUAUAAGUGUUAUAAAUUUGAACCCCAUGGGAGUUCUGGUUAGUGAUGUAGAAGUAUGUAUUUCAGAAUGUAACAUUUGUAUUCUGUUAUGUCCACUACUGGAUUCAGCAAUCAAACAUGUUGAACUUUCUUCAACUUUUGAUCUU
Prunus mume (Japanese apricot) is the source of this 2762-nucleotide messenger RNA. It is a transcript of the gene MYC2, whose product is annotated as Basic helix-loop-helix (bHLH) DNA-binding family protein. Gene Ontology annotation, biological process: regulation of DNA-templated transcription. Gene Ontology annotation, cellular component: nucleus. The record is from RefSeq and is a predicted model, not a curated record. Lineage: Eukaryota; Viridiplantae; Streptophyta; Magnoliopsida; Rosales; Rosaceae. Gene Ontology annotation, molecular function: DNA-binding transcription factor activity; protein dimerization activity; transcription cis-regulatory region binding.